Messenger RNA from Pecten maximus, 1570 nucleotides. RefSeq lists its product as uncharacterized. The transcript has 9 exons. NCBI's taxonomy places the organism in Eukaryota, Metazoa, Mollusca, Bivalvia, Pectinida, Pectinidae. The coding region runs from base 1121 to 1570 and encodes 149 amino acids. The record is from RefSeq and is a predicted model, not a curated record.
UGUCAGGCAGAAUGUUCCCCUGCCUGUUCUUUUGUCUGGACAGGACCAAAUACUGGCAAAUAUGGACAGAGUGGGGCGUAUUUAAACCUUGGAUAUUCAAACAAGAGAGACCGUGGUAUCUAUAGUUGUAUGGCGUACAAUGACUUUGGCAACAUAUCCAGCUCUCUGUGGAUCGAUGUGAACUACGGGCCAAGUACGAUAGAUUUGGAACCUUCUACGCUGUCAUACAGGGAGCUGGAGGGGUCCGUGUUGGAGGACAUCACCUGUACUGCUGACUGUAAUCCUCUGUGUCAUUUCACCUGGACUAGGGACAAUAUUAGCGUCAGUAAUGACAACACACUAUCUCUCGGUAGCUUGGAUAGCAGCAAAGAUGGCACAUAUCAAUGUGCGGCGCGUGGCGGAAACAGAAGAAUUGACAAAACAAUCAGCGUAAUAACUUUGUAUGGACCAAAGACCAUAUCACUCUCCCCACCUGGUGAUGUGUCUGUACCAGAGGGACAACAGAUAUCUGUAGGAUGUCAGGCAGAUUGUUCCCCUUCCUGUGAUAUUAACUGGACAGGACCGAGUACUGGCCUACCUCGUACACGUGGACCUAACCUAAGUAUAAGUAAACCAGACAAAAGUGACAAUGGUGUCUAUGUUUGUACGGCAUCAAACGAAUAUGGCAACAAAUCCACCUCUCUGAGGAUUGAUGUUAAUUAUGGUGGGUCUGACAUUCGAUUGGUCCCCGAGGAUACCCACUAUUCCUACAAGGAGGGUACUGCCAUACCGGAUAUCCGGUGUGUGGCUGACUGUAACCCUACCUGUGAGAUGUCGUGGUACCAUGAUAGAACUGAACACAUCACAACGGGGAGUAACCUGUCCUUGAGGAGAAUAGGAAAGGUCAAAGGACGGGAACUACACGUGUAAAGCCAAGAACAGUCAGGGGACCCAAACUUUAAAUCUGACUGUAGUUUCUCUCUUUUCCCCAGAGGUACUCCGAAAAGACCUGUUGAACUCUUCGUAUGCAGUCCACAUAGGAGACACCGUGGAGGGCAGUGUCACCAUUGACGCGUCACCUUUCCCACUGGCCUACCUUCUGUAUAAGGGGGGUGGACAACAAGAGGAGAAAAACAUCUCAAUGCAGUGGAAGAGACCUGACUUCUAUAGGAUCGUAUAUACCUACAGCAUCAUCAACAUCACCUACUCCGACGAGGGAGACUACCUACUGAAUGUAUUAAACUCGCAGGGGGCCUCUCAUUACAAGUUCUCGGUCAAUAUCAUAGAAAAUGGAUCACUACCUCCAGAACGGUUUGGUGACAGCUCCCUAGCUACUUUAUUGAUUGUCCUGGUGUUGGUGAUCAUCGUCCUGACUGUCAUCGCUGUAGGCUUCGUCCUCAAACGAAAAAGAGACAACAAACGUGAAGCUGAUAGACGUAGCGACUACCCAUUUACUGGAGUUCACAACGCUCUCUAUGAACGUAGAGGAACAGCACAAUCUCCCGGAUUCCAACAACAACCUGUUGAUGAAGACGAAGGUUUCAUCGCUAUCCAUGACACAGAGUACAAGAAGGACGAAACUGCUCUAUGA